Messenger RNA from Cetraspora pellucida, 1799 nucleotides. NCBI's taxonomy places the organism in Eukaryota, Fungi, Glomeromycota, Glomeromycetes, Diversisporales, Gigasporaceae. The record is from the annotation of a GenBank genome assembly.
ACAAUUCUAAUCUGUAUAAAGAAUCCAUCCCAACAAUACAUAAAAGUGAUAUAGCAAUUUCUGGAACUUCCAUGCAAAGUCUGGGUCUAACACCAUGUGUAGUUAUAGAUAUUACUCAAGGUGAAAUAAAACGUUGUAAUAGUACAAUGAAUCUAUGGCAUUUGUGGCAAAUAGUUGAGACAUGGGAAAUAGAUGUAGACGCAGUCAAAGAUGUUGAGAAUUCAUUUUCUGAGGAACCUAUUGCAAGAAAAUCGCAUUCGGAUAAAAGAAUCACAUGUACCGAACUUGAAAAGCAUCAUAAUGAUACAAAGGAUGCUUUAAGACUUAUUGAAAAAUGGUUAAUCUCAAUAUCAGAAUCAGACAACCAAAAACUACAAGAAAAAUUCUUAUCUCAAAUAUCCUCAACUAUUUUUAAUGAUGUAACAAUCGAAAACUCAUCAGAACUUCCAAGUAAAUUACUUAUUAGAACGGUAAUGAGACUGAAAGAAGUUGAAUUAGACAGGUUGACAAAAACAAAGUCUCUCAUAACUCCAAACAAGGCUUCGAUGAUGGGAGAAAAAUUAGGAAGAGAAAUUUUAUAUUCAUGUUCUGAAAUUAAACAAAAUAUCAGCCAAUUAGAAAACCCAAGCUCGUAUGAGCAUUAUGUAUAUGCAUUAUCUAUUUUUAUUCGCAACUUCUUUCAAGCUCUUUUCACGGUAUUACAACAUAAACUAACAGUCAUCAAUAAUAAGAGACGUCAACACCAUGAAUUCAUUGACCAACCACUUUUUGGAGAGUCUUCGACUACUAAUGACCUUUUGAUGAUGUACGAGACUAUUUUAAAUGAAUUAGUAGCAACUCUCAUAAAUGAAUUUAAGAUAAAAGAUGUGUUCACCGAAUUCACCAAGUAUGUGCCUAUAGGUUGCAAUAUUCCACCACCAAAUGUUGUUAUAUUAGAACCUGGUGACCUGCUAAAUUGUAAUGAAAAUGUUCAUGCUGCAUGUGAAAUGUAUCAGACUCACAACGAUGUCAAACUUCUUUUAGGUCAGUGGCAUACAUCUAAAGACAUGUGCUGCACUUUAAUUACGAUAUCUUCAGGAUACGGAAUUUUCAAUCUUGCAGCAACUCUUGGUGUAAAAUAUUUAGAGAAGUUUGAACUUUAUUCAAAAAAUAAAGGAAUAACAAUGAACCAAAUUUUGGAUAGUCAUAAAAUUAGAAUUAAAAGAGAAAAUUAUAGAAUGCAGAUGGCAAAUUUAGCUGCAUUCGCACCUCUAUUUUUUGCAGCUGGAAAAUUUAAAUAUGCAAGUGCUGUAGCACAUUUUUUAGCUCAGAUUCACGAUGAUUCACAGCUGCAAAAAUUGUUAAAAACGGUAUGUUCAGUAAACCUUACAAGUGAUGGACAUUAUUUGGCUUUUGAUGAAGCACUUGAAACUUAUGGUGUAAAGUUUAUCAAGCAAAACAUAAUAGGCAAUCUCACUGAUCAACAAACCAUGAUGCUGAAGAUUAAGGCAGCCCAGAGUAAAAGAAAUUGUUUGUCAAUGCUUCUUGCCGAAUAUAUUAACAAUGUUGUAAUAAGCCAAAAUGUCUGUGCAAUCAAAUUACGCAAAGAUUUACUCUGGUUUCUAGCAACAGAGUUAUUGUCUGUUUUCAAUUAUCCAAAUCCUACAAUUCACUUUAUAUUCGAAGAUGUUCCAAAAACUAGUGAAGAUGGUAUUAAAAAUAUUCUUUCCUUUUAUGAAUCCAGAAAAUCAUGUUUUCAACAGGUACUUGCGGAAGAUGUAUACAAGACUGAAAUUCUAGCUCCUGAAUGUAGUUUAUAA